GUUUUCAACUCGGCAGGGUUGGUCACUACAACAAAAAUAACUCAUGCUACCCCAGCAGCGGCUUACGCACAAGUACCUGACAGAGGUUGGGAGAGUGACACUAAAAUACCUGUGGAAUAUAGAUCGUGCGUCAAAGACAUUGCUAGGCAACUCGUGGAGGAUGCCCCAGGAAAGGAUCUAAACGUUAUUUUUGGUGGAGGCAUGUGUCCGUUUGAUGAAUGCAGAUCUGACAAUCAAAGUUUGAUUUCAAAUUGGGAGCAAAGAGCAAACGCCGAAAAGAAGAAAAGCAUGUUUGUGAUGAACAAAAUUCAGAUGGACCAACUUACAAAUGAAACAAAAGUAUUAGGCCUGUUUAAUUCAAGUCACAUGUCCUUUGAUUUGGAAAGAGAUAAAACUAUAACAGGCCAACCUUCAAUUGCUGAGAUGACGGCCAAGGCAAUUAGUUUACUUCAAAACGGUGAUAAGGGAUUCUUUUUAUUAGUGGAAGGAGGAAGGAUAGAUCAUGCCCACCACUUAAAUUUAGCAAAAUUAGCUCUGGCCGACGCAGUAAGCUUUGAAAAAGCGGUUCAAACUGCCUUAAAUAUGACUUCUAGCAACGACACGCUUAUAGUUGUGACUGCUGAUCAUUCACACACAAUGACAAUCAAUGGCUAUCCUGAUAGAGGAAAUGACAUUUUAGGACUCAAUAAACACACACAUAAGAAUGCUUAUGCAACCGAAACACUCACUUAUGCGAAUGGGCCGGGAUUUUUAAAGCACAGGAAAAAUGGGACCAUCGAAAAGGGAGAAUACCCUUGGAAUGACCCAUCAACACUGACCGACCGAAAUGAUAAUGGAUACAGUCACUUUGCUCCUAUCUACACGGCAUAUGCAUCUCAUGGAGGAGAGGAUGUGGCAAUCUUUGCAAAUGGCCCCUUUUCACAUCUUUUCAACGGCGUCUAUGAACAGAAUUAUAUCGCACACGCCAUCAGCUGCGCCGGCCAAAUUGGUCCAAGUGCAGACUUGUGCAAACCAAGCAGUUCAUCAUCUACACACUUUGGCUUCGAGUCUUUUUCAUUCGCGUCUUUGCUAAUAUUUAAAUUAGUUCUUGCAACAUUGUUUUAA
Molecule: messenger RNA, 1104 nt
Organism: Cloeon dipterum
Lineage: Eukaryota; Metazoa; Arthropoda; Insecta; Ephemeroptera; Baetidae
Product: alkaline phosphatase 4-like
Exons: 5
Biological process (GO): dephosphorylation
Molecular function (GO): alkaline phosphatase activity
Source: RefSeq, a predicted model, not a curated record